Messenger RNA from Schizosaccharomyces osmophilus, 345 nucleotides. It is a transcript of the gene pfd2, whose product is annotated as prefoldin subunit Pfd2. Gene Ontology annotation, molecular function: protein folding chaperone. The transcript is spliced from 4 exons. Gene Ontology annotation, cellular component: prefoldin complex; cytoplasm. Gene Ontology annotation, biological process: protein folding. The coding region runs from base 1 to 345 and encodes 114 amino acids. The record is from RefSeq and is a predicted model, not a curated record. NCBI's taxonomy places the organism in Eukaryota, Fungi, Ascomycota, Schizosaccharomycetes, Schizosaccharomycetales, Schizosaccharomycetaceae.
AUGACCGAGCAGAUUAGUCGACAACAAUAUUUACAAAACCAGUAUAACGUGUACAAAUCACAAUUGCAACAGAUCGCACAAAAGAUUGUCGAUUUGGAAACAGACGCUGAUGAACACAAACUGGUAAAUGAAACCUUGAAGCCUUUGAAUAAAGAUCGCCGUUGCUUUCGUAUGAUUCAUGGCGUUUUGGUUGAGCAGACUGUAGAAACCGUUAUGCCUGCAUUACAUACGAACCAGGAAGGAAUUCGGAAAGCAAUGGAUGCCCUGCUCGAACAAUAUAAGGAACUUGAAACGGAGUUUACAAAGUUUCAAAAAGACAACAAAAUUCAAGUUGUUCGACAAUAA